AUGUCGCGCAUCAACACCGAGGGCGUCCGCCAGCGUCCUAUACCCAAACCCGAAUCUGCCGUGGAACCUGAGAUCAAGCUUACUUCGAACAAUGACAAUUUGAAGAAUGACGACCACCCGGCUGGUCCAGUCAAGCAUGGCCCUCCUAUGCAAUAUUUCCGCAUCGCCUGCUUCGCCGUCUUCUUCUCCAUCGCUGCCCUAGCCAUCCACUCGGCCCAACUUCUCGGCGCUCCUCUCUACUUCUACAACAAAGACUAUUUUUAUGCCUGGCAGGCUGUCUGCAAGCAGUACUUCGCCCUUGUCCUCAUCACCGGCACAUACCUCUUCGCUCCCACUGUCAUCCGCAUUUCUGGCGAUGCCUCAGUCAGUGGUCAACUUAGACAGUUCCCUGAUGGCCGCCUCGAAUGCGACUUCCCCGAACGUCUUGUCUUGAUCGCAAAUCACCAGAUCUACACCGAUUGGACCUACCUGUGGUGGGUCAGCUAUACCGCGGCAUGUCACGGCCAUAUUUACAUCAUCUUGAAAGAGAGUCUCAAAUACAUCCCCAUGAUCGGCCCUGGCAUGAUGUUCUACAACUUCAUCUUCAUGAGCAGGAAAUGGGCAAAGGACCAACCGCGUCUAAAACAUCGUCUGCAACAGCUAUCCACUAGACACACCGGUCCUGUCCUGGGACGAAAAGAUAAGAGUGGCCUGGAUCCCGCAUGGCUGCUGAUCUUCCCCGAAGGUACAAACCUCAGUCCCAACACUCGCAAAUCGUCUGCAAGAUGGAGUGAGAAGUCAGGCAUACCAGACAUGAAGCACCAGCUCCUGCCUCGCAGCACCGGUCUUCAUUAUUGCUUGGAAGAACUAAAGGAGGGCGUGGAUUGGCUCUACGACUGUACGAUCGCCUAUGAAGGUGUUCCUCGUGGCUCUUAUGGCGGCCAACUCUACACACUCCGAUCUGUCUACUUCCAAGGCCGCGCUCCCAAAUCAGUCAACAUGCACUGGCGCCGUUUCGCCAUUGCCGAUAUUCCUCUGCACUCAAAAGAAGAAACCGAAAAGUGGUUGCUGGACCGUUGGAGGGAGAAGGACGACUUGAUCGAGUCCGAGGAAGAAAAGAAACAUGCCCAGUACAUUGAGACAGAAGUUAGACCUAAGUCCGCCUGGGAGCCCUUACAGCUAUUCGCACCAUUACUCUCAGCGUACUUGUUGUGCAAUAUCCUGAUCAAGUUGAUUAAUUUGGUCUUGACAGGUAGGCUGAGUUCGACGUAA
This is a messenger RNA of Aureobasidium musti, 1251 nucleotides long. The record is from the annotation of a GenBank genome assembly. Lineage: Eukaryota; Fungi; Ascomycota; Dothideomycetes; Dothideales; Saccotheciaceae.